GGUGGAAAUCUAACCUCACUAAUUUCCCAAUUUAACCUAAAUCACAGAUCUAAAUUAAAAUGUAAACAAUGAAGCCAGGAAAAUUGCAAGCCACCGAUUUUGACAAUUUAUGUCUCGCCUGUUUAUCGAAAGACUGUCUCGGGAGCAUUUUUGUGCUAACAUUCGAGGGGGCUGUCUUAACUUCACUACUCGAGGAUUUACUUAAUUUUCACGUCGCAGCAGGCGACGCGUUGCCUAAAAAAAUCUGCAAAAAAUGCGUCGAAGAAAUCGUCCAGUUUUACGUCUUCAAAAAACGAUUUAACGAAACUCAAACAACGCUACAAAGGGUUUUGAGAGAAAAGGGUGAUAAAGUAGUUUCAUCUAAUGGACAAUUUUUACGUGAUGAAGAAUUUCUUGUUAAAAACAGUGAUGUGGAAAAUGAAGUUUUUGUGUUGAGUAGUGAUACUGAAGAUGAUGCACUUAGGGGCUUUUAUGGGAUUCCCAAAGACUUAAACAUUGUGUUUGUCGAUAUUGAAACGGUAAAGAAAGAUUUAAGUGGCGAAGGAUUCGUUUUAAAUCAUUUGGAACAUGAUGGAGAAGUUGAAACAGUUGAUGGAGCAUUUCAGUGUUUGUAUCAUAAUCCAGAAGUUAAAACAAUGGAAACUACUUUAAACGUAAAUCAUUCAAACAUUGAAGAUAAACCACAAGAAAAAGAAUCUUCGCUAGACUUAAAUCUUAAAGAGCAAGAAAUUCUUUUACCCAAGAAAAAAUAUUUCAAAUGUUACAUUUGUGAGAAAGUAGUGAAUUUAACAGGAAAGAAGCGACAUCUUCGUACACAUAUGACAAUAAAGAAAGAGAAACCUCACAUUUGUCAAACUUGUUCUCGUGCAUUUCAUUUAAAAGCGAAUUUGGAGAGACAUAUAAAAACACAUACAGGAGAAAAACCAUACGUUUGUGAAUUCUGUGGUCGUAGUUACACACGAGAGGCUAAUUUAAAAGGACACCUCCUUAGACAUACAGGAGAAAAACCAUAUGUGUGUGAAUAUUGUGGUAAAGCUUUCCGAGUUAAACCAAAGUUAGAUUUGCAUCAAUUAACACACUCUAAUGCACAAUCGUUCAUUUGUGAAUUUUGCUCGAAAACUUUUCUGCAAGAGAAAUCACUUAAUGCCCACAAACAAAAUAACCAUUGGGAGAAAAAACCCUUUACUUGCACACAUUGUACCGAGAGAUAUAACACCAUGUUGGCACUUACAAAUCAUCUGGAAACACAUGGCAUUCAACGUGAGAACCGCCAAAGUGGAACAUUAUGUCAAAUUUGUGAUAAGGAAUUUUCCACAAAAGCCAUUUUAAAAAAACACAUGUUGACACACGGAGAUAAACAAUUUUCCUGUACCUUUUGUGAUAAGAAAUUUUACACUAAAGGUCAACUCACAGUACACAAAAGAAUCCAUACAGGGGAAAAACCAUACGUUUGCAAAUUUUGUGAUCAAGCGUUCAAUACUGUGGGAGCGCACAGAAAUCAUAUGCUUCUCCAUACUGGCGAAAAGCCAUACAAAUGUAAAAUUUGCGAUAAAGCUUUUGUACAGAGUCAACAUUUAAAACGUCAUAUGAUGCUCCAUACUGGUGAAAAACCCUAUUCGUGUCCACAUUGUGACAAAAAAUCUAGAAGCAAAUUUGAUAUGGAAUGUCACGUUAGGAUUCAUACGAAGGAAAAACCGUUUAAAUGUGAUAUUUGUGCGAAAGAGUUCCGGAAUCCUGUUUAUCUCCAAAAACAUAAAAGAAAGGAACAUCAAAGGAAUGUUACAUGAAAUAAAAUUUUAUUUUGU
Molecule: messenger RNA, 1805 nt
Organism: Tribolium castaneum (red flour beetle)
Lineage: Eukaryota; Metazoa; Arthropoda; Insecta; Coleoptera; Tenebrionidae
Product: zinc finger protein ZFP2
Exons: 2
Coding region: 69-1787 (572 amino acids)
Biological process (GO): regulation of transcription by RNA polymerase II
Cellular component (GO): nucleus
Molecular function (GO): DNA-binding transcription factor activity, RNA polymerase II-specific; zinc ion binding
Source: RefSeq, a predicted model, not a curated record